This is a messenger RNA of Penicillium alfredii, 906 nucleotides long. RefSeq names its product class I SAM-dependent methyltransferase. Gene Ontology annotation, molecular function: sterol 24-C-methyltransferase activity. Gene Ontology annotation, cellular component: endoplasmic reticulum. The transcript has a single exon. The record is from RefSeq and is a predicted model, not a curated record. The coding region runs from base 1 to 906 and encodes 301 amino acids. Lineage: Eukaryota; Fungi; Ascomycota; Eurotiomycetes; Eurotiales; Aspergillaceae. Gene Ontology annotation, biological process: ergosterol biosynthetic process.
AUGGGGACUUCAGAAACAACACCAUUGAUUAAUCAAAACCCGGAUCUGCAGUCCUACUAUGCCUCCCUGGAGUCUAGGAUUGGCUACCGCCUGAUCCUCGGCGGCACGCGCCAUUUCGGCUACUACGAGCCCGGAACCUGGUGGCCGUUCCCUGUGAAAAAAGCACUGCGUAGAAUGGAAGACCAUCUAUUCGACACGUUGAGGCUACCUGCCGGUGCCACCGUUCUGGAUGCCGGCUGCGGCCACGGCCACGUCGCCAUACACAUGGCGCGGCGCAACCUGAACGUUCAGGCAAUCGACGUCGUUGAGCGCCAUGUCGCCCGAGCUCAAAGAAAUGUGCUCGCGGCGGGGCUGCCAAACGCCAUUACUGUCCAGCGGGGCGAUUAUCACCACCUGGAAGGGGUGCCGACCGAGUCCUUGGACGGCGUCUACACCAUGGAGACGAUUGUGCAUGCGACCGACCCCAAGGCUGUGCUGGAGGGUUUCUUUCGAGUGCUGAAACCCGGUGGUUCAAUUGUCUUGUUUGAAUACGCCCAUUCUAUUCCGCAGGAUGCGCCCGCUGAGGUUGCCAAGAUGUUUGACCAAGUCAACGAGUAUGCCGCCAUGCCGGCCAAUGCAGAUUUCGAGCAUGGUACUCUUCCUUCGCUGGUGCAGGGUGCUGGUUUUGAAGAGGUCGAGAUGGGUGAUCUUUCGGAGAACGUGAAGCCGAUGCUGCGUCUUUUCUUCCUGCUUGCCUAUAUCCCCUACAUCAUCAUUAGGUUUUUGGGGAUUGAAAAGUACUUUGUCAACACUGUCGCCGCGAUCGUGGGAUAUCGAUACUUCGACAUUCAUCGAUACGUAACAGUUCGCGCUACGAAACCUGCGAAUCCCGAUCAACCAUCUUUCGAACCCAAGAAAGAGCAGUGA